CCAUCAUCACUCUUUAUCUCGUAUCCACGACAGUCCUUCAUGUCGUGAGCAGCAGCAUCAUGUCGUUACAGCCCUACAACCAAACUGUAACAACUCCCUUGCCCACCUGGCUCGAUAUCCCAGAUUGGACAACAAUAAACUCCUUGAUUCCUGACGAGGGGCUUUUGAAGGCGUUCACAACACUGCGUCCAGGGAUCAAUGGGUCAACACUUUACGAUACGUUGCAGCCAACUUCGACAGUUGGAACGGCGCGAGUCAAUGCUACCACACUUGGAUAUGUGUGCAGACUGGUGCCUGGAAUAAAACAGACCCCACCAGACCCUAUCACUGCGGCGCUCGAGCCAUCAAUAACGGAGGACCUUGAAUGGAAUGGGCUGAUGUUUCCAGUUUCGGAUGUGCCGUGGACUGAUCAGGUGCUCUUUAACGUAAUUUUUGGCGACAUGCUAAGGGAAUCAAAAGUCAAUUCACCCAAUAGUUCCUUUGGUGUACCAAUGACCUACCACUACGUUGAUCCUUUGCCAGUGCCAUUAGUCAACGAUACAACAGACUCGAAGACAGUACAGGCAUUCUUUGCGGGUUCAGCCCACCAUCCGUCUCUAGGGACAGCUCAUCGGGAAUGGGAGGGUUUACCUACCAUCGACGGCCACCUUGGGAAUUCUGUAGGAAACGCAUCGGAUGAUACUUACUUUAAUUGGCUCACCAUCGCCAUGGGUAGCUCACUGAUCGCCGACAUCACAGAUAUAACAUGUAGCCAGAAUAAUAGUGGAACACCGCCUCUCCCAGCUUCGGUCUUGGAUGCUCAUAUCAUGCAGCUGCUUGGAUUCAAUGCUGCAAUCAUUCGUGGUAAUCCCGGUGGCAUAUUUUGGCCUCCAGGUGAUCCCACCCAGUCUAUCGCUUUGGCAGACUUCGAGAACGCUCUGGCCGUCACGACUGCGGAGUUGUUGUGGACUGCGGGUCAAUUGACGCAGAAUGGGUACAGCCCCGAUGUUGUAACGGCAGAAGCAAUGCACUUUGAGCUUACUUGGCGAGUGAACAUUAAUUUGACUCCGCUUCUCUUUGCAUUCUGCGCUUCUGUGAUCACUUUAGUGCUGGAAAUGAUUCUCGUCGGCUGGCAAGUCCAUGACAAUCCGGCGGUCAGCAAUGUAGGCAUACUUGAGAUGAUGUGGCUUAUUGAUCAUGAACCUGCUCUACGGUCCAAAUUCAGCGAAGUGGGAAGGCCAACUAACGACAACUUGAGGGAGGCGGGGAUGUUUGAUGUUCAUCUAACAGAGGAGAUGGUCGGAUGA
Molecule: messenger RNA, 1286 nt
Organism: Coniophora puteana RWD-64-598 SS2
Lineage: Eukaryota; Fungi; Basidiomycota; Agaricomycetes; Boletales; Coniophoraceae
Exons: 10
Coding region: 60-1286 (408 amino acids)
Source: RefSeq, a predicted model, not a curated record